UUCUCUCUCUCCCUCUCCCGCUCUCCCUCCCCCUCUCUAUCGCUCUCCCUUUCUCCCUCUGUCUCGCUGUCCCUCUCCUGCAAAAUUGUGGUCGAGGUCGAAUCUAGAGGCAUUGGAACUUGUACUUUAUGGUCGAAGUUGAAUCUACAGGAGUUGGAACUUGUCAGCGGAUGCCAUUUCUUGCUGUAUUUGUCACUGCUCCAUCAUUUUGUUUGGCUUAUCCAUCAAACUAGGGUUUUACCCAAUACAUUGAGGCCUUCCUAACCGGAGGAAGUUAUCAGUUUGAACACCGGUGUCACUAACAGGUAUCAAGGUCUUUAUACCAGCAUGGCAUGGGAUAUUCAACUACAAAUGAUCCAGAAACUCAUGAAGAUUUCAGACCUACCACCAAAGUCGUGAAUUCUGGCCUUUCCAAAACCGACAUUGUUGAGCAGGAUGUCAAGGAAAAUCCAGUGGUGAUUUAUAUGAAAGGGGUUCCUGAGGCUCCUCAAUGCGGAUUCAGCUCACUGGCAGUUAGAGUGCUGAAACAAUACAAUGUUCCUUUAAGUGCCAGAAACAUUUUGGAAGAUCUUGAAUUGAAGACUGCUGUAAAAGCCUUCAGAGAACUUUCUUGGUAUCCUACCAAGAGAAGAAAUUAUCACAAUUGUUGUCCUGAAGAACCAAGAAACAAAAGGCACAGUGUAUAUGCUAGAGCUCCAAAUCUAUCAAGAAGAGAUUUAUACCACUCUACUACCUCUAGGAAGGUGGCAUCUAAUGCCAUCUAUUCAGUUCUUCAAUCUAGUUGCCUGCAACACUGGUUCAAAAAUUGGCAAGAACUAAGAAGGCAUAAACUGACUGCAAGCACAUUUGGUGGAGCUGUUGGGUUCUGGCCUGGUCGAAGAGUUCAGCUUUGGCAAGAGAAGAUUGGGGUGAUUGAGCCUUUCACUGGGAAUCUUGCAACUUGUUGGAGCAAUAUCAAAGAAGAAGAAGCGCUUGAAAGGUAUAAACUGAUAACAGGAAAUACUGUCUCUUUUCCUGACUUUCAGAUUUAUGGUAAGAAGAAUCCUGAAGAUGACUGGCUUGCAGCUUCACCAGAUGGGGUAAUUGACCAGUUUGUUUAUGGGUUGCCUUCACGUGGAGUGCUGGAAAUUAAAUGCCCAUAUUUUAAUGGAGAUAUGCGAAGGGCUUACCCAUGGUCUCGGAUCCCUAACUAUUGCAUUCCUCAAGCUCAGGGAUUAAUGGAAAUAUUAGACAGGGACUGGAUGGAUUUCUAUGUCUGGACUCCCAAUGGCAGCAGUUUGUUUAGAUUACACAGAGAUGUAGAGUACUGGAGGAUUCUGAAGGUGGCUUUAUCUGAUUUCUGGUGGAAGCAUGUACAGCCUGCUAAAGAGCUGCGCAUGAAGUCCAGAAUCACAGAUCCCCUCACUCAAAUGAGUUCUCUCAAACCAGAACCCAGGCAUGAAUUGUAUUGUUCCAUUAUUUGUGCAAGCAAACACCUGGUUGAUAGUUCUAAGUUAUUGAUGCGAGAAAUUCAUGGGGCAUUGCUAAACUAGUAAUUUGAGUUAUCUUAAGAUAUUCCAGUUUGGAGAUUAAACCAGCAACCUUGAAAAAGUAAAAUCUAGAGUUGGGGAUAAAUGACUGGUUGUUAUUGACAUCUAAGCAUCAAAAAACUUGAAAUGAAGCAACAACUGGAUAAUGGAAAGGAGAGACGGCAGAGUUGGAAUAGGGACAAAGGUUGUUGAUCACAACAAAGAAAGAUGUUCUUCAAUUUGAGAAUGUGAAAAUCAACUCCUUGAUAUUAGCUACUGGAGGAAUGCGUGUGUUUGCAUACCCAUACAUUGGGAGGCAAUAGCUCCUAUAUUCGCAAGCAACAAGAAGUUAUUUGAUUUUCCCGGCAGAUAUGAAAGUACCAAAUGAAGUUGUUACUUAGGCAUUGAUUGAGAGAGUUCCAGAUUGAGAAAAGGUACUUGUAGCGCUGACAAGGGUCUACAAGGAACAGUGCAAGUUGCAACUGCCCAUAUAUGAACAUGAGAAUUUCAAGAUGGGCAGUGCAUGCUAGCUUUCAUAGGGUGGAAAAGAGACCAUUGCAUGGUGUGGAUGGUAAAAUCUCAUUCUGGAAAGUUGAGAAAAAAAUGUGUUUGAAUCUAAGAGCAGUCACUUAUGCUAAAAAUGCUGGAGGUUAGGUCCACAUCAAAGUCCAUUCCUUACAAACCCCGGACAGACAGGAGAAGCACUGGAAGCAUUCAUGGAAACUACUCACGCUAUUACAAUGGCAGAAAGUUGUGUUUAUCAUGCUCACUUGUUGAAAAUCUUGAUCUCUUGGAUCUCAAGAUUGGCUAAAUGAAUCAGUACACCGCAAGCAAGGUCAACUAAAUGAAUCAAGUUCUCUUGCUUGAGAAGAUCCUAAGAUCCAGUAAAUGAAUCAGUAAAGCGCAAGAAGCAUCAACUGAACGAAUCAAGUUCCUGAGGCUGAGAUGCAAUAAUUCUGCUGGUGUUGGACAUGUUCUCAAUAACCUUCAUCGCACACUCAUUCUUCAAUGAGGGACAUAUUUCAGUUGUAGAUGUUUUAUGUGACAAAUACAAUUUAUCUUACCUGCUUUGUAAAAGGGAAUAACGCUAACCACUAAAGUUGCUGAAAAUAAGAAUUUAGAACUAAAUUUAAAGGUUGCUCAUUUCAAGUCAAUAAAUAAAAUCUUCUUUUAGUUCAA
Messenger RNA from Nelumbo nucifera (sacred lotus), 2687 nucleotides. RefSeq lists its product as uncharacterized. NCBI's taxonomy places the organism in Eukaryota, Viridiplantae, Streptophyta, Magnoliopsida, Proteales, Nelumbonaceae. The record is from RefSeq and is a predicted model, not a curated record. Gene Ontology annotation, cellular component: mitochondrial matrix.